UCUCGGCGCCUCAGUAUCUUGCUUCAAGCCUUUCCGGCAGGUGAGGAUAUCCUCGGCGCGUAUGCGGACGCAGAGUCCUGGAGGAAAUUGCAGAUGUUGAGAAGGGAACGAUCGUGGCUGCUGUUGGGCAGGCUGGGCGGCAAAAUGCCGCUCAUGGAAAAGUAAGAAAUCCAUGUGCACAGUGCGUCGUUUCCCUAGCCCGGGAACACUCCUGAUUGUCAGGAGGAGACAUUCAACAUCUUGGCGGAGAAGGAGCAUUCAACCCCCCUUCCAGUCCGAGAGAUCGUCGGGGGGCGGUGCGGUGCUCCUUCGCGGCAUUGUUGCAUCUAUGUGUGCCGUUUUCUCUCGCCAACUUUUAAAAAAUGGAAUCCCGACAGUCUCGAAGAGCAGUCGAAGAAAAUCCUCGCCAGCGUGCUCGCGCGGACAGGAUCCACCGCCGGUCUCGGCACCCCACAAAAGGCCCCUCCCCAUGGGUGCUACGGACUUCGACUUCGUCGGACUAGUCGAUCGCUUGCAGCAAGGGGAAGAAGCAUAAUCGCGGGACGAGCGUGGAGACUCUGGUGCAGCUCCUAUAAUAAGUUGUCGGGUAUCCUCGUCUCCGAGGCAUCCACAGCCAACACUGG
Trematosphaeria pertusa is the source of this 623-nucleotide messenger RNA. RefSeq lists its product as uncharacterized. The record is from RefSeq and is a predicted model, not a curated record. Bases 173 to 535 code for a protein of 120 amino acids. Lineage: Eukaryota; Fungi; Ascomycota; Dothideomycetes; Pleosporales; Trematosphaeriaceae. The transcript has a single exon.